Messenger RNA from Ipomoea triloba (trilobed morning glory), 1288 nucleotides. Its product is annotated as class V chitinase CHIT5b-like. The record is from RefSeq and is a predicted model, not a curated record. Bases 27 to 1130 code for a protein of 367 amino acids. NCBI's taxonomy places the organism in Eukaryota, Viridiplantae, Streptophyta, Magnoliopsida, Solanales, Convolvulaceae. Gene Ontology annotation, biological process: carbohydrate metabolic process; chitin catabolic process. Gene Ontology annotation, molecular function: chitin binding; chitinase activity. The transcript has 3 exons. Gene Ontology annotation, cellular component: extracellular region.
CAGGUCCAAACCUUCAUAAUGUUUUCAUGUGUGCAAUAGUUUGUUUGAUGAGUAUGAGUUGCGCCAUGGCAUCUGACUCAUGUGUAGGAAUCAAGGGGGCUUAUUGGCCUUCUGAUUCAUCUUUCCCACCAUCCGCCAUAGACACAACUUUGUUCACUCACAUCUACUAUGCAUUUCUUAAUCCCAACAACGUCACCUUCAAAUUCGACGUCGAUGAUUUGACGGCGAAGCUGCUCCGCGGCUUCACCUCCACUCUCCGGUCCAAGAACCCGCCGGCGAAGACGCUGUUCUCGGUCGGCGGGGCGAGCGCCGGCGGGAGCGUGUUCGCACGCAUGGCUUCAACGGCUGCGACGCGGAAGAGCUUCAUUCAUUCUAGCAUACAUGUGGCUAGGAAGUUCGGGUUUGAUGGGAUUGAUUUGGACUGGGAAAUGCCUCAGAACCCAGAAGAGAUGGAGCAUUUCGGGGUUUUGUUAGGUGAGUGGCGCGUGGAAAUCAAGAAGGAGGCGCUGCGCAAUCGCCGCCCACAACUGCUGCUCGCGGCGGCGACGUAUUUCUCCGUUGACUUCUUCUUAGACAAGGUAUACCGGGCAUACCCAGUAGCGGCGAUCAACGAAAACUUGGACUGGAUCAACGCAAUGUGCUAUGAUUAUCAUGGAUCAUGGGAUACCUCGGCGACAGGAGCUCAGGCAGCCUUGUUCGACCCGAAGAGUAACAUAAGCAGCAGCUAUGGCCUCGGAAAAUGGAUCGAGGCGGGGCUGUUAAGAAGCAAGUUGAUUAUGGGCUUGGCGUUGUAUGGAAGGACGUGGAAAUUGAAGGAUGCUAGUUUACAGGGAAUCGGAGCUCCGGCCGUUGACGCCGGCCCCGGCCGCGGGGCUCUGACGUUUAACGAAAUUGAAGCGUUUAAUAUGGAGAAGAAUGCGACGGUGGUUUAUGACGCGGCGACUGUGUCUGUGUACUCGGUGGCGGGGACAUCAUGGAUUGGGUACGAUGAUCCUAGAUCCAUCUCGGUUAAGGUCAAAUACGCUCGGACUCUCAAGCUUCGUGGCUACUUUUUCUGGGCCGUCAAUGGUGACCAUGAGUGGAGAAUCUCUAAACAAGCUAAGCAGACGUGGGAUUACUACCAAAGAUGAUGGAACUAUGCUUGAUUCAAUUCCCCUUCAUGAAUAAAGUGGAUUUCUUGUCUGUGUGUGUGUGUUUUUUCAUCACAUAUUGUUCUAUUGUUCUUCAAAUUCAAUGUCACAGUAAUGGUUGCACUUGUGAUUUUGUAUGUAGCUUUAUCAAUAACAGU